CACCAGUGAAGCAGAAGAUGAAAUUUGACGACAUUGUUCUGCUGCUGGGGGAGUUUGGAACCUACCAGAAGAGAGUCUACUUCCUGCUCUGUCUGGCAUCAAUGUCAUGUGGCAUCCAGAUCAUGAUCUCAGUCUUUAACAUGGGAUUACCUGAACACAGGUGUGCUGUGCCCAACAUGGACAACGACACGUUUGCGGUGCUGGACGCCGGACAUCGCGAGCUUGUCAACAGCUCCAUCCCGUGGGACGACGCUAAGGGAAGCUACUCUGAGUGUAGUGUUUGGUCACAUGACAAAGAUGGUGGUCGCCUCGUUGUCGACUGCAACAAAUGGGUGUAUGACGACUCGCUUUUCCAGUCUACCGUCGUCUCGAAGUUUGACCUUGUGUGUGAGAAGAAGAUGUCCCGCUCCCACGCUCGGAUGAUUCUUAUGGGAGGGCUCUUGCUUGGUGCCAUAGGGACAGGGGUCGUGGCGGACUUUGGGACAGGGGUCGUGGCUGACUUAAUUGGCCGGAAGUUGGCUUUGAUGGGAAUGGUGGCGCUGCACGCGGCGUCUGCCAUUGGUGUGGCCUGGGCCGACACCUUCGUCAUCUACGUCAUCCUGAGGUUCCUAACUGGCAUCUCAAUCAGCGGGCUCUUCCUGGCCAUUUUUGUUCUAGGCAUGGAGCUGGUCGGGCCGUCUAAGCGGAUGUUUGUGGGGAUUGUUGUGGAGAUCUUCUGGGCGGCGGGCGUCAUGAUAUUGGGCGGCAUCGCCUACUUCAUCAGAGACUGGAACUACCUGCAGAUGGCCGUCUCUUUUCCCAUCCUACUUUUGUUUUCCUACUGGUGGCUGAUCCCCGAGUCCCCCCGUUGGCUGAUAGCCAGGGGUCAGACAGAAAAGGCUGGAGCCAUAAUCCGGCAUGCGGCUAGGGUGAACGGCGUGAAGGUUCCAGAAGAAAUCUUUGACGGGCUGGUGCUGGUGGAGGAGAGCAAGCAGGAGAGACUGUGGACGGUGUUUACCUCCCCUCGCUUCAUGCUCAGGCUCGUCAUACUCUGCUACAACUGGCUGGUGAGCGCCAUGGUGUUCUAUGGUCUGAGCCUCAACUCCGGGAACCUAGCGGGGAACAUCUACGUGAACUUUGAACUGAUGGGCGUGGUCGAGAUCAUCGCCUACUGCAUCUGUCUGGUCGGGCUCAACAGGGUUGGUCGCAAGUUCAUCCACAUCACGUGCAUGGUCGUAGGGGGCGGGGCUUGCCUCAGUACCAUCUUUACCGUGCUGUAUGCUCAUGAGUCCUUACAAUGGAUCAACAUAGUCCUAGCACUGGUGGGGAAGUGUGGGGCGGCGGCAGCUUUUGCCACCAUCUACGUUUACUCCGCGGAGUUGUUCCCCACCAUUUUAAGGAACUCUUUGAUGGGAGUUACCUGCCUUUUCGCUAGAGCGGGAGGGAUGAUCUCCCCUUAUAUAGCAGAUCUGAGCACCAUAGUCUCUGGUCAGUUUGGUCAAGCGCUGCCCCUGAUUGUCUUUGGUGCCACAACUGUUGCUGGAGGUCUUUUGUGUGUGGUGCUGCCUGAAACACUGAACAAACCUCUACCAGAGACACUAGAGGAUGCUGUGGACUUUGGCAGGAAAACCUGUGAAGAGAAGCAGAGACCUGAUGAUGAAGGGAGCUGGGACAUACAGUGUGAGGAGCUCACGGCUCUGUCCAAUGGAAUCUCCAGUCUACCAGAGGGCACGCAGGAAACUAAGAUUGUUGUAUGAUGGUUGUUGGCUUAGUAUCUAGUUGUCAGUCUACCAGAGGCCACGCAGUAGUAUCUAGUUGUCAGUCUACCAGAGGCCACGCAGGAAACUAAAAUUGUUGUAUGAUGGUUGUUGGCUUAGUAUCUAGUUGUCAGUCUACCAGAGGCCACGCAGUAGUAUCUAGUUGUCAGUCUACCAGAGGCCACGCAGGAAACUAAAAUUGUUGUAUGAUGGUUGUUGGCUUAGUAUCUAGUUGUCAGUCUACCAGAGGCCACGCAGGAAACUAAGAUUGUUGUAUGAUGGUUGUUGGCUUAGUAUCUAGUUGUCAGUCUACCAGAGGCCACACAGGAAACUAAAAUUGUUGUAUGAUGGUUGUUGGCUUAGUAUCUAGUUGUCAGUCUACCAGAGGCCACACAGGAAACUAAAAUUGUUGUAUGAUGGUUGUUGGCUUAGUUCUCUCAAACUCUUGUAUAUUUAUUAUUAAGUUAUAGUAAGUUUCCUCUUCAUUUUUGUAUAGUACAGUAGGGUUUUAAAAUUUUUACCAAAUUUUAAUGUUGUUGAUAUCUUGAGCCAUUUGUAAUUUAAUAUUGUGUUCAAAUGUAAAACUUGAAGUUAGAUGCCAGACAGCAUUCACAUAUUUGUAUGCAAACUCUUUCAUCAUUUAAUUUCUAUGAUGUGGUUUCUUGUAUGGGGGGAAUGUAUGUCAUUAAUCAUCUGAUCUAUUCAUUUGGAGCUCAACCGGAUCCAUAAUUUUUAACUAGUUGACCUUUGCCCUCAUCAUCCAGUCUUUCAGUCUCACACGACAUCUUUCUA
Physella acuta is the source of this 2528-nucleotide messenger RNA. RefSeq names its product organic cation transporter protein. NCBI's taxonomy places the organism in Eukaryota, Metazoa, Mollusca, Gastropoda, Physidae. Gene Ontology annotation, cellular component: membrane. Gene Ontology annotation, biological process: transmembrane transport. The record is from RefSeq and is a predicted model, not a curated record. Gene Ontology annotation, molecular function: transmembrane transporter activity.